Molecule: messenger RNA, 2557 nt
Organism: Xiphophorus couchianus (Monterrey platyfish)
Lineage: Eukaryota; Metazoa; Chordata; Actinopteri; Cyprinodontiformes; Poeciliidae
Gene: kcnn4
Product: potassium intermediate/small conductance calcium-activated channel, subfamily N, member 4
Exons: 9
Coding region: 183-1694 (503 amino acids)
Biological process (GO): potassium ion transport
Cellular component (GO): membrane
Molecular function (GO): calmodulin binding; small conductance calcium-activated potassium channel activity
Source: RefSeq, a predicted model, not a curated record
UGGAAUAAUAAGCAAAUAAGUGCGCGCGGCCGCGAACUGUGUGCAGAAGUCAUCAGUGUGUGUAACGGCGCGUCGCCGGGUUGCCUCCAGCAUCACAGAGGAGACCAGGCGUUUCUGUGACUCCGUAACUCCACCGAGCAACAAACAGGAGAAGGUCCCAUGCGCAGCUCUCCCGCCGGGCUAUGCCUUCCCCUACUCGGGAGGACGGAGCAGCUCCAGCUGAGAGCCGCGGAGGGGACGGCCGAGGUCUGGUGUGCGCCCUGGAGAUGGAGCUGACGAACCGCAGCCUGUCAAGCAAGAUGGACUGCGUCAGCUGCGACGAGCUGAUAAAUCGAAACUGCGCGGACUCCCCAGAAGUUUCAGUGCCGCUGCCUCCCCUGGGGAAGCGGGUAACUCACAUGGAGGGAGACGACCUGUGCAGGCUGAUAGACAGAAAGUUUCUGACAGAGGACAAGAAACGCCUCUGCGCGCUGGCUUUGGGCACCGCUUUGGUGGGGAUCUUGCUGAUGAUAAUCCACGCCGAAAUAUGCCCUUAUGUUUACGAACCGGGCUCAAAAGUGUCCUUGGUAAUCAACUGCUCCAUAAGCCUGUCCACUGGGUGUCUCCUAAUCCUCAUCAUAGCCUUCCAUUACAAGGACAUCAGACUGUUCAUCAUUGAUCACAAGGAGGUGGACUGGAGAAUAGCUAUAACAAGUCACAGGGUUCUUGUGAUCACCCUGGAGCUGUUGGUUUGUGUCAUCCAUCCAGUUGGCUCGUACUGGGAGGUGGACCUCUACGCCAACUCCUCCUCCGCUGCUCCUCUCUGUAUUUCCAGUCACCACGAUAAGGGCCUGCUGGACAUGGAGCUGCUGCUGUCCAUGCUCAUGUUCCUGCGCCUCUACCUGGUUCACAGAGCCAUCCUGCUGCACAGCAAAGUGCUCCUGAGCGCCUCCUACAGGAGCAUUGGCUCGCUUAACAACAUCAACUUCACCUUUCGCUUUGUUCUUAAGGUACUGAUGAACAAACAUCCGGCACGUACGCUGCUGGUGUUUAUCCUCCUUUUCUGGCUCACAGCGUCGUGGAUGCUGACGUUGUGUGAGAGGCGGUCCGAGUCGCUGACGACGGGCCAAAUGGACACUGCCUUGUGGCUCAUCGCCAUCACCUUCCUCACUGUGGGCUACGGAGACGUUGCACCCAAGACCAGCUGUGGCAAAGGGGUGUGUCUCUUUACCGGUGUCAUGGGUGUUGCCUGCACUGCUAUGCUGGUGGCCAUCGUUACCGAGAAGCUGGCGCUGAACAAAGGAGAGAAGCAUGUUCACUUCUUCAUGAUGGACAUCCAGAUUUCUAAAAGGAUCCGGCAUGCUGCUGCUAAUGUUCUGAGAGAAUGCUGGCUGCUGCACCGUGCUAGCCCGGCGAAGGGCAGCCGGGACGAGCAUCGGCGACACCAGCGAUGUCUUCUGGAAGCCAUCAGAGUAUUUCGACAUUUACGCCUCAAACAAAGAAAACUGAGAGAUUAUGUCAGUGAGAUGGUGGACCUCCCAAAGAUGCAGAUGAUCAUGUGUGACCUCAGCGCCAACUGGAACAACUCCUAUCGAGAGCUGGAGCAGAGGAUUCUCUUCAUGGAGCAGAAGCUGGACGAGUUGACUCGCUGCUUCCAGCAGACCUCAGAGCUGCUAUUUGAGGUCCUACGUCACAGAAACCCUGAGAUCAGGUGACAUGGCUGCAAGCACUUUUUUUCCUCCUACAUGUCGGUGUCUGCAGCAUUUCCGUCUGCAGCACCUGCAGGUCCUGGCUGCCCAGAGCUGCUGGAGAACUGCUUCGGUAAACAUCUCAUCCACUGGCUCAGCGCUGCACACGCCGCUCAGUGACUCAUUCUGUAAAGUUACAGAUGAAUUACAUCUUCAGAAAGUCUGACUGUCAAAGUUUUUUGGGAAGUCUGCUGUGCUGUGUGGCAAAUGUAUUUUUGACAGUGCACAAAGAACUGAUCUAAAAGAACUGUAAAUUACAUUAUAUCAGCAAAGUUUGUCUAAACUGACUUUUUAUGAAUAAUUAUUGCUACAUUAUUCCUGUGGAAUUUGAGAUAUUUUUAGCUCUAUUUUAUUUUUUGUGGUAAUUUCUAUAUAAUUCUCUCUAGGUUUAAGGAAAACCUCAAAUUGCUUUUUUCCUUUAUUUUUGUUUACUGGUUAUUUCUGUGCUUUCUGUUUGCAAACAUUUAAAUUUUGAUAUCAUUUCUAACAAGUGCUAUGGUCUUAUUAUUUUUUUCCUUGCUCCCGAGCCAUUUUUCUAAGAUAUGCAUCCCAGAACACAAAAUGCAAGAUUAAUCACCAAGACUUAAGAGAAAAUAUUUAUUUAUUAUUUUUUACAUAAAUCAGUAGGAACAUAAAAAGCAGUAGCCACAUUUGAUACUAAUAUUGUCUGAUGAGAAGCUUGGCUUAGAGCUGCUUGAGUAACUCGAUGGCUCCAUCUAGUGGUCAAGUGUUAAGUAAGCAACGUGUUUAUUCGCGUUGAACUUAAUAAUAACGAAUCCAGGUCAGCUUGUUCCUUUCCCAAUUUGUUCAAAUGUUUUUCUUAAAAGCUU